UCGCAGGGGGUGUCAUGUGACCUCUUCAAUGGGCUGUGGUAUCCGACAGUGAUGAGCAUCGGUCCAGUGCUGGACAACUCGCUGCAGUGCGCCCCGGACGCCAAGUUCAGCCCGCAGCUGUUCGACCUCCGCCGCCUCAAGAGCCUCUCCUUCUACGCCUGCUUCCCGGCGACCAACCCCACACCCAUCCCGGCGACCAACUGGGAGAAGCUCGCCGGCAGCCUGGAGACGCUCGAGUUCCGCACGAACCCGGGCCUGACCGGCGCCAUCCCGGCCUCCCUCGGCCGCCUGGCGGGCCUCCAGUCCCUGGUCGUCGUCGACAACAACCUCACCGGCGCCGUGCCGCCGGAGCUCGGCGGGCUCGCGAGGCUGCGGCGGCUCGUGCUGUCCGGGAACGGGCUGUCGGGCCCGGUGCCGGCGACGCUCGGUGGGCUCAAGGGGCUGCUCAAGAUGGACCUGAGCAACAACCUGCUCGACGGCCGCGUCCCGCCGGAGCUGGCCGGGCUCGAGAGCCUCACGCUGCUCGACCUCCGGAACAACAGCCUCACCGGCGGGCUCCCGGAGUUCGUGCAGGGGAUGGCCUCGCUGCAGGACCUGCUGCUCUCCAACAACCCGCUCGGAGGGAGCCUGACAUGGUCCGGCUGGGAGAGGAUGGCGAGCCUCGCCACCCUCGACCUGUCCAACGCCGGGCUGGUCGGGACCAUCCCGGAGUCCAUGGCGGCCAUGCCCAGGCUGCGGUUCCUCGCGCUCGACCACAACCGCCUCUCCGGCGCCGUGCCGCCCAAGCUCGCCGCCAUGCCCAGCAUCGGCGCCAUGUACCUCAACGGCAACAACCUCACCGGCGCACUGCAGUUCUCCGCCGAGUUCUACCAGAGGAUGGGCAGCAGGUUCGCCUCCUGGGACAACCCCGGCUUGUGCUACAGCAGUGCCGCCGGCGACGAUGCGCCUGCCGGCGUGGCCGUGUGCAAGGACGACGUGCAGGAGCCGCCCAGCGGCGUCGGCGUCAGGGACAGGGUGGAUGGGACUGGGAGGAAGCCCGAGGCGAGCUCCAGCCUGCAGGCGUCCUCAUCGUCGUCGUCAGGCCGCUCUGCUCCCAUGGUCACUGGACUCUGUUGCUUGGUGCUUACACAGUGGGUGGUCAUGGUGGUGUUGUAG
This is a messenger RNA of Lolium rigidum, 1155 nucleotides long. RefSeq names its product piriformospora indica-insensitive protein 2-like. Gene Ontology annotation, molecular function: protein binding. Gene Ontology annotation, cellular component: plasma membrane. The annotation marks the transcript as partial. NCBI's taxonomy places the organism in Eukaryota, Viridiplantae, Streptophyta, Magnoliopsida, Poales, Poaceae. The record is from RefSeq and is a predicted model, not a curated record. The transcript is spliced from 2 exons.